This is a messenger RNA of Styela clava, 1668 nucleotides long. The record is from RefSeq and is a predicted model, not a curated record. NCBI's taxonomy places the organism in Eukaryota, Metazoa, Chordata, Ascidiacea, Stolidobranchia, Styelidae.
AUUUCACUGCUGCUACUGCUGAUUAUGGAGUCGAAAUAAACUCAUACAUUUCCCAACGUGAAUUGUAUUGCAUUGAUAAAAAUAUUUGUCCGGCCCGUUUUCAACACAGUUUGUGUCAUACCUGGCUUUCGGUCAAAAAAGUUUGGUGACCCCUGCUGUAAAUGAUAAUGAUCUUGACUUGAAAUCAUAUUAAAAAAAUAACAUCACAAAAAUUCAUAACAAAUGAGGAAAUGUUCACUCACAAAUGUUAGAUUUUCAAUAUCUUAAUAAUUGCUAUGCCUAUGCUACGGUAUAUUCUAUCAUACAGUCAUACCAGUAUGAUUGAAUAGUACAGUAAUAAUUGAAUUGUGUAGCUUUUCAAUGAACUAGUCAAUUUUGUGAUUUAUAAUUUAUUCCUAUCAGUUUGCAGCCAAGUCUGUCAAGGUUAUGCUCAUGAGUAGGAUACCACCCAUGUAUGUUAUGACAAAAUAUGUCAUAUUCAUAGCCUUGCUACCAUGCAUUUCAUGUCAACUUAUUUCUGAGAUGUACUGUGGAGAGGAUACAUGUUAUGAUGUUCUUGGAGUUACUAGAGACUCGUCUAAAUCAGAAAUUUCAAGAUCAUAUCGUAAACUUGCUAGAGAAUAUCAUCCAGAUUAUGUACAAAACAAAGGUGCUUCUCCGCAAGAAAUUGAAGAAGCUAUCGAGAAAUUUCAACAAGUUGCUACUGCAUAUGAAACAUUAAAAGAUGCACAAGCAAAAGAAGAAUAUGAUUAUUAUCUGGAUCACCCAGAGGAAUAUUAUUACAAUUACUAUAGAUAUUACAGACGAAAAGUGAAUGUUGAUGUCCGAUAUGUGAUUUUCGGAACCAUAACUGCGAUAUCGGUAUUCCAAUAUAUAAGUUGGAUGACAUCUUAUAAUACAGCCCUAAAUUAUAUGCUGCAUAAUACUAAAUAUAGAAAUAUGGCAAAAGAAGAGGCAAAAUCUAGAGGAUUAAUUUUAGAGAAAAGUGCGCAGAGAAAAAAGGACAAGUUUAAAACCCAAGAGGAAAAGAAAGAAGAUGAAAAUGCAAUAUUACGUAAAGUUAUUGAAGAAAAUGCAGAUAUUAAAGGAGGUUAUCAAAAGCCAAAAAUUUCUGAUGUUUUAUGGAUUCAGAUAUUUCUUCUUCCAUAUCAUGCGAUCAUAUGGACAAAAUUCUAUGCCAGGUGGUUUUAUAGGUACUCGUAUUUGAAGGAUGAAUAUACAGAAGAAGAUAAAAUUUAUAAAAUGAGAAAAAACUUGAAAUUAACUAAAAUGAGAUGGGACGUUUUGGAGGAAAAAGAAAAACAACUUUGUACUAAAAGAAAAUUAUGGAUUAAUGAAAAUGCGAAGCAAUAUAUGGCAGAAAAAGAAGAGGAAGCUAAAAUUAAAAUGGCUGAAGACCCGAGAUGGAAGAGAUACAGAAGAUUUAUGAAUAAGGGUGGUCCAGGGAGAAUGACGUUUGAAGAUUAAUGCUGGCUUUACUUUCUGUAAUACAUUGUUACACAUAGGAAAUUUUAUCUUUCUAGGUACAUUAGAUAAUAUUAAUUUAAUGCAUAAAUAUCCAAAAUACUGAGUUCUCACAAUAUACCUAUUAUUUAUGGCCAGUAAAAACAUUUUUCAAAAUUAAAUGAGAAUUUUUGACUAAGCAAUGGGCUGAACAGCAAAUAAAAU